UAUACAGGCAGCUGUGGUGAUGGUGAUGUCACUGCUGAGGUGUUUUCUGUUCUUCUUCUCAUUCAAUGAAUUGACCACAGCAGCAGAAGCCAUUGUCUGGGUGAAGACUGGGGAGAAGUUUACCAUGAAGUGCUCCACCACUCUAAAAGACCAGGAUGGAAUGUACCUGUAUGUUGGGCUGGACAGGGAGGUGUUGUAUUACCACCAGCGUGACUCCAAGCUGACCCCCAGGAAAGGCUACUGGGACAGAGUGAAGACUGAGGGACCUGUGGACCAACUGACCAUCACCGUCAGUAACCUGACCAUAGAGGACACAGGAGUCUACUGCUGUGUUUACACAACAUUCAAUGAAGCCACGUAUGAAAAUGAUAUGAACCAAGGAAAUGGCUCCACUCUGGUCGUGGUGAAUGACGAUGUCUUACAGCUGCCAUGUCCUACAGCUACUGUAGUAACGCUGACCCCCUUUAACCCAGCCAAUGAGAAGCCGUGCCCAUCUGGCGUGGUAAACAUCAUCACCAUCACCAGCCUCUUGACCAUCCUGAUGUGUGCUGUCAUCUUCCUCAUCUGGCUCCCUCCACAGGUGAAGAGGUGCCGUAAACAGGGGGGAUCCACACCCCAGGUCAUUCCUGAGAGUGUCUAUGAAGCCAUGGCCAGGAAUCACACUUGUCCACCUGACACACAGGUAGAAUCGUACCUCUAUUCUGUGUCUUCCAAAGGAGGAAGUAGGACCACUGAGUAGCUUCUUCAAAUGUUUUUUUUUCUUCUGAAUAUUGCUUCUUUGCUUUCUCAGGAUUGAACCGCCUGUUCUGCUGUAUUUCAUAGUUCUAACCUCAAUGCAAGUCUUAGUGGUAAAUUGUUUGUGUGUGUCGCACCAUAACAUGCUUAUGUGUGUGAAUAAAAAUCUCUAUAUGGAAAGUAUUGGUAUUUCAACAGAAGACCAGCGGGAAGGAGGGAACAGCCAAUGUUAUAUUCCAGGGCUAUUCACCUAUAUUCUUACGAGGGCCAGAUGUAA
Molecule: messenger RNA, 1012 nt
Organism: Oncorhynchus gorbuscha (pink salmon)
Lineage: Eukaryota; Metazoa; Chordata; Actinopteri; Salmoniformes; Salmonidae
Exons: 4
Coding region: 20-739 (239 amino acids)
Biological process (GO): adaptive immune response
Cellular component (GO): membrane
Molecular function (GO): signaling receptor activity
Source: RefSeq, a predicted model, not a curated record